AUCUUCUUGCAUACUUGUUAAUGAUUAGUUAUGUAAAAGUAAUUCGACUCAUAGUAGUAUUACUGAUAAGGAUUUCUAUCAUACCCUUAAAUUAUUGAAAAUUAAGCUAGUUGCCAUGUUGAAGAAAAAUACUCCUUUUUUUUGGGGUAAGAAAAACUCCUCUUUUGAAGUGGAGGAAGAUGUUCAUAAAUAGUAUGAGUUUUAACACAAGGACCACCAAAAAAAGAAAGACAUGAGAGUAUUUUGAAGACAAAAAAUACAAGUCCUAGCUAGAAUUGUGCCUCUGAAUUAAUAUCGAUCAGUGUUUCUUAAUUAUUGAUUACAACAACUAUUGAUUUGACUCUACCUUACUGAAGGAAAAAGACAAGUACAAAAAGAAGGUAAAUGGGAGGCACAAGAGAUGAGGAAUUUCAGCAUAAUGGUGGUGAUUCAAUUGCUAAUAAUAACAACUUUGUAGAUGAUGGGGAGUUUGAUGAUGAUGGCAAGCCCAAAAGAACUGGAACUGUAUGGACUGUAAGUGCACACAUUAUAACAGCAAUUAUUGGUUCCGGAGUUCUUUCACUAGCAUGGGCCACAGCGCAGCUUGGAUGGAUAGGAGGAACUGCAACCAUUGCUAUAUUUUCCGGCAUUACACUUUAUACUUCAAAUCUUCUUGCAGAUUGUUACAGAUCUCCUGAUCCUGUCACCGGGAAGCGAAAUUAUACGUACAUGGAUCAAGUCCAAGCUAAUCUAGGCAGAUUGAACUGCAUUGCUUGUGGGAUAGUGCAAUAUAUCAACUUAAGUGGAAUGGUAAUUGGUUACACAAUCACUGCAUCCAUAAGCAUGGUGGCGGUCCAUAAGUCCAAUUGCUACCACAAAAAUGGACAUACCGCCUCUAAUUGCGUAUAUAGCAAUAACCCUUAUAUGAUUGGUUUGGGAAUAUUUGAAAUAUUUUUGUCUCAAAUACCAAACUUUCAUGAGCUAACAUGGUUGUCAAAUGUUGCCGCCGUUAUGUCCUUUGGGUAUUCCUUAAUUGGUGUAUGCCUUGCACUUACCAAGAUCAUCUCAGGGCAACGAGGGAUAUCAACGUUAACAGGAGUUGAGGUGGGUAUAGAUGUAACAUCAGCUGAUAAAACAUAUAGGAUGUUCCGAGCUCUUGGAGACAUCGCAUUUGCUUAUACUUUCUCUCAAGUCCUUGUUGAUAUACAGGAUACACUGAAAUCACCACCACCAGAGAACGAGGUGAUGAAGAAGGCAAAUGUUAUAUCAAUAUGUACAACCACAACAUUCUACUUGAUGUGUGGUUGCUUAGGCUAUGCUGCAUUUGGGAAUGAUGCACCAGGGAACAUGUUAACUGGCUUCUACGAGCCUUUUUGGCUAGUAGACGUGGCCAACAUCUUCAUUGUCAUUCACUUAGCAGGUGCAUAUCAGGUGUUUGCUCAGCCUGUGUACAAAAAGUUCGAGUCAUUGGCAAGCGCGAAAUGGCCUAACUCAAGCUUUGUAAAAGGAGAAUAUCCCAUCAAAAUAGGCAACAAAACUAUCUUCAGUUUCAACUUGCUUAGGCUAAGUGGAAGAACUAUGUUUGUAAUCUUAGCAACCAUACUAGCAAUGGCAAUGCCCUUCUUCAAUGACAUUCUUGCGUUUCUUGGAUCACUCGGGUUUUGGCCAUUAACCGUGUAUUUCCCAGUCGAAAUGCACAUCGCGAAAACCAGGAUCAAACGGUUUUCAAUGAAGUGGUGCGUACUCCAACUUCUUAGCAUGCUUUGCUUGCUUGUAUCCUUGGCUGCAGCAGUUGGGUCAAUACAGGGAGUUGGUGAAGCUCUUCGUACCUCAAAGCCCUUCCAAUAUAAAGUAUGAAAUAGGAAGCUGAUUUUGUUUUGGGCCUUUUUUUCUUAAUGUUUGGCAAGUAUGAAAUGGGAGGUUGGUUGUGAAAUUAUAGUAGUUUGAAAUGUUUCAAGGUAAGAAGGCCAUUUCUUUUGUUCAGGAAGACAACAAAUUAUGAGAAUCAGCCACAUUGAUCACA
Molecule: messenger RNA, 2002 nt
Organism: Beta vulgaris subsp. vulgaris (sugar beet)
Lineage: Eukaryota; Viridiplantae; Streptophyta; Magnoliopsida; Caryophyllales; Amaranthaceae
Product: amino acid permease 8
Exons: 7
Coding region: 385-1836 (483 amino acids)
Cellular component (GO): plasma membrane
Source: RefSeq, a predicted model, not a curated record